Caenorhabditis bovis is the source of this 864-nucleotide messenger RNA. Lineage: Eukaryota; Metazoa; Nematoda; Chromadorea; Rhabditida; Rhabditidae. The record is from the annotation of a GenBank genome assembly.
AUGUCAAGCACAUUAGCCCAAAAAGGAUUAUUGGCGUUAUCGAUAGUGCUUAUAUUUAUCGGGAUUUGUUUGACGAUCGGCGGCGCUUUCUCACCGGCAUGGCAGGUUGUCGAUAUUCGAGAAUUUCGAGCCGAGCAUCAGCAUGGACUUUGGUGGGAUUGCAUCCGUGCUGAAAAACACGUUGUCGCUGUUGGCGAUUUCUACGAUGAAACGCCACUUCACUGCAUGUACAAGUUUGACAAUUCUGCUGAGCUUGUCAUCCAGAACACUUUGAACAAUAUUGAUGAAGACGGUGCCGCUGGAGAAUCGGAACACCAUCGAUUCUGGGCAUGGCACAAGGCAAUUCUUUUCUUCAUCGUUACUUCAGAAUUCCUUGCGUUCAUCUCAAUUUGCGCCGGCGUCUGUGCGCCAUGCUUCACACCAACCGCUUUUGCCUUCUCCAUCUCCCUCUUUAUUGCCAUGCUCUGCUCAUUGCUCUCUGACGGCAUUUUCUUCUUGGCAGCCAACCGAGUCGAUAAUCGAUUUGUGCAAGGAAUGGUCGGAACCUACGAGCAAAGAAUCGGCUACGCGUUCUAUUUGCAUUUGAUGGGAACCGUUUGCUGGGUGCUCGCCUUCAUCUGCGCUCUCAUGACCACCUACAAAUUCGUGUCAGGAAACCAAGACGACGGAAGCAAAGAAAACCUGUUCACCUGGCAACAGCAGUCGCAGCCCGCCACACUCAGCGUACACAAUUUGCCUUAUCAUCGCGAGGAGCCGCUUCUUGAUGAGAAGUUCCCACAAUAUCCGUCAACUGCCUACAGACCAAGCCCACAGGUGCCCUACCGAACUACCAGUAUAACUCAAUAUCGGGAGACUAGUGCCUAA